Molecule: messenger RNA, 1806 nt
Organism: Myxocyprinus asiaticus (Chinese sucker)
Lineage: Eukaryota; Metazoa; Chordata; Actinopteri; Cypriniformes; Catostomidae
Product: receptor expression-enhancing protein 3-like
Exons: 8
Coding region: 305-1081 (258 amino acids)
Biological process (GO): endoplasmic reticulum tubular network organization
Cellular component (GO): endoplasmic reticulum tubular network; endoplasmic reticulum membrane; cytoplasmic microtubule
Molecular function (GO): microtubule binding
Source: RefSeq, a predicted model, not a curated record
GAGCACCUUUUACAGUAACGGCGUCGGCUUGGUCGGGGGCUCGAAAAUCAUGGGCACAACAAAAAUGCGAUAAUUUAACUCAUGUUAAUGCCAUAGUUAGUUUUAUACGCGGUAGACGAGAUGUCUGUGUGUAAUACAGAGUAAUGAGCGACCGCAGGCUUUUAGGAGGGCGUUAAUGUUUGUCCUCGUUUGAAGUUGAAGUCAGGUUAGCCUAGCUAGCAUCUCUCUCUCUCUCUCUCUCUCUCUCUCUCUCUCCAGUGGUUGUGGCCUCUCUCACCCCGCUUGACUCAUUGCUGAGGAAAAUAUGGUGUCCUGGAUCAUAUCAAGAUCCGUCGUGCUGGUUUUUGGAAACCUGUACCCAGCGUACUACUCAUACAAAGCAGUGAAAACCAAAAACGUCAAGGAAUAUGUGAGAUGGAUGAUGUACUGGAUUGUAUUCGCCCUGUACACAGUGGUGGAGACCAUCACAGAUCUAACCAUAGCCUGGUUUCCUCUGUAUUAUGAGAUCAAGAUUGCGUUUGUGAUCUGGCUUCUGUCUCCCUACACAAGAGGAGCUAGUGUCAUCUACAGAAAAGCCCUGCAUCCUCUGCUGUGCUCCAAAGAAAGGGAAAUUGAUGACUACAUAGUUCAGGCAAAAGAGCGAAGCUACGAAACCAUGCUGAACUUUGGCAAGCAGGGCCUGAGCAUUGCUGCAACUGCAGCUGUGACUGCAGCUGUCAAGGGUCAAGGAGCCAUCACAGAGAAGCUCAGAAGCUUCAGCAUGCACGAUCUUACCCAGAUCUCUCAAGGAGAUGUGUACCCAGGGUACUCCAGCUCCAACCCUGCCAGAAGAGCUAUUAUGGACCAUCCCGACGGAGCUGAGUAUUAUCAGUAUGAUGAUGAUGAUGACAGGAGUGAUGAAGAGGGUAAGGCUGUGUUUUCUGAGGAUGAAGCUGUGUCUCAGCACGGCCUCAGACGAUCUCAAAGCGUCAAAAUCACACGCUCAAAGCUGCGCAAAGAUGCACGUUAUGGAUCUCUGAAGAUCAAAGGGAAGAAACGGCCAGCGCUCAAUGCCAUGACUUACUCCAGUGUGGAGAACUGAACUCACUACUGACAUGAGGGAUGAAGUGUCCACAUUAUCAGUGGACAACAAAUAUCUUCAUAUUCUCUUUCAUAAGGGCUGUGGACUAUUUUUCAUGUGGUCUCUUUUUCAUGGAUAUACCAAAAGGACUAUUUAUUUCUUCUACCAGCACAAGUGUGUACAUAUGAGUAUCAUGAGUAGUGAAAUGAGCAUCUGAGAAUUGAGUGAUAGGUGUUGGCUUUUGCAUUGCAUGUUUUUGUCUGAAUUUGACAUUCAGAUGUCUUUUGGCUUCAGUAUUUGUGUUUAGUAAUGUGUUCUUUUUGGAUGUGGGUUUUAUACUUCUGUUUUACUUCAUAUUUUGCUGCCUUUUAGAUAGUUUGUUUUAAGUAGGUUUUUGACAAUUUAGUUUAGGUUUAGUUUAGGUUUUAACACUUGAAAAUGAUUUGUCAACAUUAGACCAAAAGUGUCCCUUAUCAGUAAUGAAGAACAUACCAAAGAUAUAGAAAGGCUGUGUUGUAUUAAUGUUGACCUUUUAGGGGGGGAAAAAAAACCUUUUGCACAUUUUGUGAAUCCUUGAUUUCUGUUCUCAAUUUAGAAUGUUUCUUUAUUUGGGAGAAAGUCCGCACUAAUAUAAAAUCUCUGCUGUGUCUGAGCGUGCAGGUAACUCUGUGCUGUUGUGUGGGUGGAUGCGUCAUUCAAAAUUAAUGCAAUGAGAUGAAUAAAACCAGAGUAUUGUUAUUCAAUAA